Neodiprion fabricii is the source of this 7518-nucleotide messenger RNA. RefSeq names its product zinc finger protein 271-like. Lineage: Eukaryota; Metazoa; Arthropoda; Insecta; Hymenoptera; Diprionidae. The transcript is spliced from 11 exons. The coding region runs from base 365 to 3484 and encodes 1039 amino acids. The record is from RefSeq and is a predicted model, not a curated record.
CGCCAUGACAGUAGUCGUAUUUUCUCUAAACUGCAACAACAAUUAUUCUUCCGUAUAUUUUUGUAAAAUUAUCGAGGUUCCAGGCCCGGUUCAUACCCUGUUCGGCACUCAUACUGCCCCGGGUUUUUCCUAGUUUCAUUUGGUGAUAUUUGUCGACGCGGUAGUCGCGGUGCGUGGCCAUUAUCGAAGGAUUUGCUUGUGGGUACCUGUGGCGAGGUGAGGUGUUGGAGAGGCGUCCCCCCUCGCGUCGGGACGCACGUCCCCGGCCUCGACGACCGAGAUGCCAGCCCCGCCAACAACAGCAAACACGUCAAGGAACGAUGAGCUACAGAUGACGAUUGUCAACAAUCCUCAUUGAACGAAGAUGAACGGGGAGCAGCAUGCACUGCCAGCGACUACGCAGGGGCAGCAAGAGGAAGUAAACGUGGGUCAAAGUGGUCGCCCUUCGUAUCCGAGUGGAUUGACCACUAGCUCUGGUCUUGGGAACGUAGGAAGUAUUCCCCAUUCGUCGGCAGAUCUGCGCGUAGGUACAGCCGUAGCCUUAGCCUCUUCGGUAGCUAAAUAUUGGGUCCUGACCAAUCUCUUUCCUGGGGCACCGCUUCCUCAGGUUUCGGUAUAUCACCACGCCCACCAUAAUUCCUCGCAUCGAACUGCUGCUGGAGACACGGCAAAUAAAGAACCAGCAUCUGCGUUAUCUCAAGAAAUGGCAUUGGCUCAGAACUCUCAUCAGCAAGCAUCUACUUCGCAUCAUCAUCAGCAAACUUCGGUUAAUACCAACAAUCAACAUAACUCCUUGCACCCAAAUGCACAGAUUCCAGUAUCGCUGCCUGGUCUCAGUUUAGACGGUACCCACAUACCCCCAAGUGUCAGCCAUUUGCAUGCAGCACAUGCACAAAUGCAGCAACAAAUGCAGUCCCAACAGCAAUUGCAUCAGCAGCAGCAGCAGCAGCAGCAACAACAACAACAACAACAACAGCAGCAGCAGCAGCAACAGCAACAACAGCAGCAGCAACAGCAGCAACAACAACAACAACAACAGCAAUCACAUCAUCAAAUGCAAAAUCAUCAGACUAGUCAAAAUAGUGGGCACAGCCCGCCAAACCAGCCAAGUAAUCAGAGGGAUGAAAAUAAAGUGAAAGAUGAAGGUGGAAGUUGUACAACUGAGAGAUGCAGUGAUAAUCAAGUUCACUGUCAGGUUCAGUGCGACCUCCAGUUGCAACCGCAGGCACAGGCCGACAUGCAACAGAGUUUAAUGCAGCAACAGCAGCAGCAACAACAGCAGCAGCAGCAGCAGCAACAGCAGCAAAUUGGGGUUAAUAUAGGAGGAAAUAGUUCUACAGAUGGUGGAAAUCAGAACAAUUCUGACAGUAUGAAAACUGAGAAAGAAAAGGAGAUGCGUCAGCAUAGUAUGGCGCAAUUCCAGUUACCUGAUCUUAAACCUGGAGGACAUAUGAUGGAUGUAAGAACGGCAGAUGGUUCAGUUGUCAAAAUAAGUGCUGGUAGCGAACAGGAUCUUGCAAAGACACUGGGCGUUGAGAUGGUGCAGAACAUGUACAAGGUCAACGUCGAGGAUAUAAAUCAACUUUUGGCAUACCAUGAAGUUUUUGGUAAACUACAGAGUGAAAUAGCUGCCGGAACAACAUUGGUGGGCGGUACUGUGCCGACCCAAACAGUAACCACCAUACAAAACGGAACUCCAAUAGUGCAACAGGUUCAGUUGAAUAAAUUUGAUAUAAAAACAAGUGACGGAGAAGCAACCCCGGGACCAAGCGCAUCUCCUGUCUCCGUAGGUAGUCAUGCCUGCGAAGUAUGUGGAAAAAUAUUUCAGUUUCGUUAUCAACUUAUUGUACAUCGGAGAUAUCACACGGAGCGCAAGCCUUUUACAUGCCAGGUCUGUGGUAAAGCAUUUACCAAUGCCAAUGACCUCACACGCCAUGGUAAAUGCCAUCUUGGAGGAUCUAUGUUCACUUGCGCGGUUUGUUUUCACGUGUUUGCUAAUGCCCCAUCACUGGAACGACAUAUGAAGAGACAUGCUACUGACAAACCUUACAAUUGUACCGUUUGCGGAAAAAGUUUCGCCAGGAAGGAACACUUGGACAACCACACUCGAUGUCACACAGGCGAAACGCCUUAUAGAUGUCAGUAUUGUGCCAAGACAUUCACCAGGAAGGAGCACAUGGUUAACCACGUUCGUAAACAUACUGGUGAGACACCACAUCGAUGUGACAUAUGCAAGAAGAGUUUUACGAGAAAAGAGCAUUUUAUGAACCACGUUAUGUGGCAUACAGGGGAAACUCCUCAUCACUGCCAAGUCUGUGGAAAGAAGUAUACUCGCAAGGAACAUCUCGCCAAUCACAUGCGAUCCCACACCAACGAUACGCCCUUUCGCUGUGAAAUUUGUGGUAAGUCGUUCACACGGAAGGAGCACUUCACGAACCACAUAAUGUGGCAUACCGGCGAGACACCGCAUCGCUGUGAUUUCUGCUCAAAGACGUUCACUCGGAAGGAGCAUCUCUUGAACCACGUUCGCCAGCACACGGGUGAGUCCCCACACCGAUGCGGCUUCUGCUCCAAAUCGUUCACCAGAAAGGAACACCUUGUUAAUCACAUCCGCCAACACACAGGGGAGACGCCAUUCCGCUGCCAGUACUGCCCGAAGGCGUUCACACGUAAGGAUCACUUGGUUAAUCACGUCAGGCAGCACACGGGUGAGUCACCGCACAAGUGCCAGUAUUGCACCAAAUCGUUCACGCGGAAGGAACAUUUGACCAAUCACGUGCGUCAACACACAGGCGAAUCGCCACACCGAUGUCACUUCUGCUCCAAGUCGUUUACUCGAAAGGAGCACCUGACCAAUCACGUUCGUAUCCAUACUGGGGAAUCGCCACACAGAUGCGAGUUCUGCCAGAGGACCUUUACUAGGAAAGAACAUCUUAACAAUCAUCUUCGCCAACAUACAGGCGAAUCUUCGCAUUGCUGCAACGUAUGCUCCAAACCAUUCACCAGAAAAGAACACCUUGUGAAUCACAUGAGAUGUCAUACUGGCGAGCGUCCGUUCGUUUGCACCGAAUGCGGCAAAAGUUUCCCUCUUAAAGGAAACCUCUUGUUCCACAUGCGAUCCCACAACAAAGGUAGCAACGCGGAAAGACCGUUCAGAUGCGAUCUGUGCCCGAAAGAUUUUAUGUGCAAAGGACACUUGGUGUCCCAUAGACGCUCUCAUUCGGACGAAAGACCGCACAGCUGCCCGGAUUGUGGAAAAACUUUUGUUGAAAAAGGAAAUAUGUUGAGGCAUCUUAGAAAGCAUGCAGCUGAGGGACCGCCGACACAAGUCAGCACACCUUCGGCUAUUCCUCAGCCAGGAGUUCUCCCUAUUCCUACAGCUGCUGUUUUAGUUGGGCAUCCAUUGGCUCCACCAGCGCCACCGGUUGUGCCCCAACAUACCGUCGUUGUGCCGACACCACCUGGAGUUUUAACGUCGUAUUAAUGAAAUUGCGAACGAUUAUUAACAGUUUAUUACCGCAGUGGAUAUAUGUGACAUAAAUUAGUGUUAAUUAAUUAUAUAUACAUACAGCAUACAUACAUAUAUAUAUACAUAACACAAUAUUAUAAAUAGUCGCUUGGCGUAAAAUCUUUGACCCCCUUUUCUAGUUUUUCUUUUCUGUCAAUUCACUGGAUUUUUAUACUUCGUAUUUAUCGAACAUGUGCAUACAAAAUUUAUUUUGGCACAUUGAAUAUUACUAUAAGAAAAGAAAUGACUUUAAAGUCGUUACGAAGGCGGCUAUAGAUGGUGGACGAUUUCAUGUUCAAUGAGUUCAUAGUAUCAGUAAAUGAUUGGUACUGAAAUUUAAUACUUUUGAUCUUGAACUGAACAGCUUUUAUGAUUAAUAGAACAUCAUUCAACUGAAGUUAAGGGAAACUUUUAUGAUAUCUGAAUUAUUUGAAUUGAAUCUUCAUUUCAAAAAUGCGAGCGCUUCGUAAUUGACACGCAAAUUUUAGAACAUGUUCAAUAUCUUUGGAAUUAUGUAUAUAAAUUUAAUCUGUUUGUUGAAAGAUGUGCAACUUGACGAUUGCGAUAUUGAUAAAGUAGAAAUAUUGCAAGAUCUCUCACAUUUUAAUAUGAAUAUAAAUUCUAUAUUCCUCUGAAUUGAAUAAUUUCAUCCAAAAUACUAUAGUACGCGCUUACUACAUGUUCUGGAAAAGAAAGUCGUCAAAAAAUUACGUGACUGACUAGCCAACUAAACUGUGAUAGUUUUUUGUAUCGAAAAUUAGCAAAUUUCUCAAAACUUGUACAGUAAUUGUGUGACGAGUCGGCAAUAAUUGGUCCCCAUAUAUCUGCGAGCGCUCGCAUUUUUUUUGCUUUACUAAACACGUUCAUCGUACCGUACUACAGUAGAACAUCGAUUAUCUGAAUCAAUUGGGACCGAGACUACAUUGGAAAAUCAAAAGCAUAACCGAAAAGAAAUUUUUAUCGUAGACGAUGACAUGUAGAACACAAAUAAAUGUUCGCGCUAACAAGGAGCAAAUAAAAAUUAUUGAUAGAAGUAACGUACAAGUGGUCUAACGCUGGAAGAUGGAAAACGCACUUGAGCAUGUUCGACCACGCGUGGUUCUCGCAAAAUCGGAGCUAAUAACAAUGUAUAUUUCUUGCCAAAAUGCAUUUUUUGAGCCAGCGUUCGGGUAAUUGAGUUCUUAGAUAAGUUAAGAUGUAGUUCAGAUAACUGAGAUUUGGAUAAUCAUGGUUUUAUUGUAGUUAUACUCUGUCGAAUAGAAUUCACAACUGUUAAUUGUAUCGAAUGAAUCUAACAAAUUCAUUUCAUUCACGAUUCCUGGUUAGAAUUCGCGAUUGCCGCUACUCUCUUGGUCAGCAUAACACUAAUAAUCGCAAAGACUGCCCCACAUUAGUCCGUCAUAUUGUUGUAUUGCCUGCCUUUGAGUAGGUCGCAAUGCGACGCAUCAAUGUGUAGCAUCCUCAAUGUAUACUACAUCAACAAUUUCAAUGUAACAUGAUCAACGUAUAAUUAUUCCCAAAGAAAAUUAAAUUGCAGCUAGUGUUUUCAAGUUUAUACUAAAACAAAAAUACAAAAGACAAAAAAAAAAUUUACAGGCAAGUUAGUUUGCAAAAAAUACGAAGCGAGUGCAGGGCGGUGGAGGGCAAGUCAAGGCAGGGGGGAAAAAAUGAAAGUGAACUGAUUUUACUACUUUUGCAGAAAAAAAAAAGAAAUGAAAACAAAAUAAUGGUAUAUAUCACUGUAAAUAAUGAAAAGAGUUUAACUUUACUUUUAUUCUUUGUACUUGGUAAAUUUACGCAUUAAUUUUUCUCUUUUUCCUGAAUAUGAAGAUCUACUACCAUUUCGAUUUUAACUCGUUUGGAAUUUACGUUCUGUUUCAUAAAUAGUAGAUUUACUUUUUUUGGGGUAUGAUAUAAUUUAGACUCAGAUCUUUAACCUUUAGAUGGCUGACCUGCUUCUGUUAGGAGUUAGCAGAUAACUCGGAAACUUCACUGGACGUGUUGACUAUUUAUAUACACAAAACAUACCUCUAAAAAAAUAUCGAAUUUCAAGGAGAAAAUGCCGGCUCUCUAAAGGUUAAAAUUGAUAGAUUAUUAAGUAGUUUAUUACCAUUCUUUUAGUUUUAUUACAAAUAGGUGGUUGAAAUCUGUAAACUUCGCGAGAAACCCUUUCGACAGCACAGAGCAACUAGCUGAUCUAUUGAUUAUCCAAUUUGGUUUUUUUAUUUUCGAUUUUUGUUUCGUUAAUUGAAUUCUUUUUGUAAUAUAUCGUGUAUACACAAAUGUAUAUUCGUUGGUAGCGUUGCAGAGAUCCAGGUAACAUAUUAACACAAGAGAGAGAGAGACACACGUUAUUAAGUGUAAAUUUAAUCUGUACGGAUUUGUUGGAUAUUCUUGUGUUUCCUAUACAUAUUAUAUACAUAUAUGUAUGUACUAUCUAAUACUCGAGAUUCUCGAAUGAAAUUCAUGAUACCAUUUCAACAAGGUUACAAAAUGAAAAGAAAUUUAAAAAAUGUAUAUUAAAUAUAAUGGUAAUUAAGAACCAGCUUCUUCCCGUACAUCUCUAGUUUAAGCAAGAUAGCAGCUUUCUUGAGUGCAAUAUGCUUUUUACCCAGCGAAGUAUCUAAGCUGCUCACGCAACUAGGUAUUACGUUGGCAUUUGAUACCGUUGUCAAUAUAAAGUGUUAGAACUUCUUUGUUGAAGCAAAGAAAACAGGUUCACUUUCAUCAUUGUAUAAGUAUACAUUUGUAUAGGUACAUAUAAAUACACCUAUAUAUGUAAAUUAAUGUAUACAUAUAUGCGUUGAUAUUUAAUUACAUUGUGAGUUUUGUCGGAAAGUUAUAUACAUGAGGGAAACAGGAACAAAACUGCAUUUUUCUCGUGUGCUAAAGAAUAGAAGGGUAUGGCCAUGCAUCAAUAGAGCUCUUAUUAUACUAAUUUUAGCUAUUACCAAUUUAUUUUAGUAUUUGACAAAAUAGCAUUACUAAUAGAGACUAUAAAGUCAUGUAUUUCGUGUUUAGCGUUUAGGAUUUAAAAAGAAUGGCAGAAAACGAGAUGAAAUAUAUUUAAUGCUAUUAUGCAUAGUAAAAUGAAUUUAUAUCAACCCAAUUCGGUAUGGUGUAUCGAAAAACACGGAAGGUUUCAUUUUCUGUAAGCAUAAGGGAAAAAAAAAUUGAGGAAAAGUGUGCGGUAUGGUGAAUCAUGAUUUUUAAACACCCUUUUAGCACUCUAGAUCCACAAUAAUAAUAAUAAUAAUAAUAAUAAUGAACGCUACUAAAUUCCUUCGACUAGUUAUAUCUAUAAUGCAUUAUUAUUAUCUAAAGUAAUAAAUGUUUUGAAACAAUAUUAUGCGAAUGAGUGGAAGAAGUUAUAUUACAUAGACUAUAGACUUUCAUUAUAUUCUCAGAAUUAUAUAUAUAUAUAUAUAUAAAUAAUGAUUAUAUAUUAUAUAAAUAUGAAAAGUAACGAGGAAUAAAUAGAGAUAAUGUUUGUAUGAAUUAAUAUUAUUAUUAUUAAAUGUUGAAAGGAAAAGAAAAAAGAUUAAUUAUGAAUUGGUUUAUGCUUUUCAUGAAGAGGUUUAUGCUAAGGGCUUGUUUCUAGAAGAAAAUUCAUACGACAGGUAAAUUCGAAUUUUGAUAGACCUCAUUUUCCGUGAACCGAAACCAGUCUUCAUUGUAUGGAAAAUAAUGCACAAAAAUUAUAUACUAUACCAUUAUUUUAUUAUUAUUAUAAAAACUAUACCUAUAUUACUGUAUAGUCAGUCAACCGUUCAAGAUAGCAUAAAAGAUGAUCCGUACUUUAAUUCGUUAUUAUUCUCUUUUAUUAUAUAAAGUAAUAAAAAAUAAGUAUAAAUUUCGGUCCACGGCAAAGAACGGUGAUGGAAAGGUUUAUUAAGAAGUGGUUUAUUUUUAGAUAGAAAGAAAAUAUGUAUAGAAUUUUAUUAUGCACCAUUGUAAUAUUAUGUAUCCCAGUUGUGAAACGAAAUACACUGGUGUUAUGUUAAAUGUGA